AGGUUUUUACAAUUCCCUGUUGAGGCAGGGUGAAACAAACCACUCGCAAUUACAGUCUCUUAAGCUGCCAUAAUAUAGGGAAUUUUGUAAGAAUCAAGCAUUUCUGUCACUGAUUCAGCCAUGAAUCUGAUCUUGUGGGGGAUUGUGCUCCUCGGGAUUUACGUCCAGCAAUCAGUUUCGGAGAUGGUGGAGUGUUUUUCAUCAUUUACCCUGUCUACUGGGAAAUGUGGUGAUCUUUUGGGCCAGGUUGAAAAAAACUCCUGUUGCUUGAACCCCAGCUAUGGCUACAAAGAAGCAGAUGGCGUUUGUAGGUUCUGUGGGCGGGCGGCAUGGUCUGAAUGGACUCCCUGGGGCGAGUGCUCAGUGAGUUGUACAGAGGGAGUCAGUCAAAGGCGACGAUCGUGUCACGGAAUUGGCGAUUGCACAGACCCUGAAAAUCUGGGAACGGUUCAAACUAAACCAUGUGUGAAACAACAAUGCUGCCCAGUGAAAGGUGGCUGGUCAGAGUGGGGGAAAUGGCAGAUAUGUUCAGUCACAUGUGGCGAUGGAAUUAGAAAAAGGCAAAGAACAUGCUCUGAACCCAUUCCACAAUGUGGGGGCUCCUGUAGCGGUGAAGAGGAAGAUACCACCCCUUGCUCCACUGAAAUAAUCUGUCCGACUCAUGGUGGUUGGUCCAGUUGGGGAAGUUGGGGUCCAUGUCCAGUUACUUGUCUUUAUGAAGGACACAGUCUUCAAAAAGAACUUCGUAAAAGGACAUGCACCAACCCUACUCCAUCUACCGUUCCACGUGGAAAUGACUGCGAGGGCUCCGACACAGACAACCGCCCUUGCAGCGGGCUACCGUUCUGCCCAGUUAAUGGAAACUGGGGCGCUUGGACAAGUUCCACGUCCUGCUCUGUGACGUGUGGAGUGGGUCAGCAGACUCAAAGACGGAUUUGUGAUUCUCCUAAACCAGCACAUGGUGGAAAACAGUGUCGAGGUGAAGAGCAACAAACUGGUAUCUGCAUCAUUCUUGUCAACUGUCCAUUAAAUGGGAUGUGGACCGAAUGGGGCGAGUGGAGUCAUUGUAAACCACCUUCCACUAGAAAUAUCACAUGCAGAAACAGGGAGGGAAAACGAAGGAGAGAGAGACUCUGUGUUGAUAGUCAACACAAUGGAGACUUAUGUGAUGGAGAGAUUGUUCAACAUGACAACUGCUAUGAAAUUGAUAAAUGUGACAUGAAUGGCGUCUUGUCAGAGUGGAGUGAGUGGAGUUAUUGCAAACCUGAUUGUGGGACAGACUCUAAACAAAUAAGAGAAAUAAAGUGUGUUGCUGACAUCUCUUCAUACAGAUCCCAAGACCGCACUAUUUUUACAGGGACGCCACGUGUUAAAUGUGAGGAUCUGGAAGAACAAAUAGAGAGAAGACCAUGCAAAAAUGUUCCUGAGUGCGUGGAUAAGAGUGCAGAGUAGUUGUUGAAGACAAGAGGACCAGUUGCCGUACACAGUACCUCGCCGGCAGUUGGAAGAACCUCAGCAUGCCAAGCUGUUCUCUUAUGAAAUAUGCUACUAACAGAAAAAUACUUGCUUUGCUAGUCUUUGUUAUAUGGACUGGAUUGAUUGCUGAUUAAUGCACAAAUUUGUAAACUCUGCUUUGUUGCCACAAUAAAGUAUUAAAGUAAAGCAA
Molecule: messenger RNA, 1666 nt
Organism: Sinocyclocheilus rhinocerous
Lineage: Eukaryota; Metazoa; Chordata; Actinopteri; Cypriniformes; Cyprinidae
Product: properdin-like
Exons: 11
Coding region: 121-1452 (443 amino acids)
Source: RefSeq, a predicted model, not a curated record